AUGGAUUUCAUGGAUUCAGAAACACAAGAACCAGAUGAUUCACCAUAUUUGGAAACAGAUUAUGACAUGCCUCCUCCACUUGCUCCUGAAUGUAAAAGCUUCAAAUGGAAAGUACAAGUGAUAAUGAUUGUGCAUUUUGAUGAAGAUAGCGGCCAACCAAUUGGAGAAUCGGGAGGUUUACUAGGAUCAUGGUUAGGUCAGUUAAGCAAUGAUGUGAAUUUUCUACCCAUUAACUACAGUGACUGGAGGAUGGUUAAUUCUCACAUUAAAAGUAAGGCAUGGGAAGUAAUUCAGUCCAAAUUCAGGUUUGAUGAUCCACAUACGAUAAAAGUAUUUGUGCUGGGUGCAUUAGUUAUCUUUUUAUGUUUUAGAAAAUGCAAGAACGGAAUACAAAAAACCAAAAAAAGCAUACUAUGCCUAAUGUAUGUAAAAUCAACACUGGAAGAACACCAUGUUGAGCAGAGUUUUUCAUCGAAACUCGAACAAAACCUAAUGGAAGCUUCGUAUGUGAAGAAGAAAAAGAACGCGCAGUUAGAAGCACUUACUACUUUGUUGAGUCAAAAUCCGCGCAUCACAAAAAAUGUUACAGCCAGUUUGGAUGAUGAAUAUGCACAAGUUUUUGGACCAGAGCGUCCAGGACGAGUGCGAUGUGUUGGUCGUGGACCUACACCUUCAAAGUUGGUGUGCCGCUCAACUGCAACUAGACCAGAUAUUGAAAAUUCAGAAAUGGUUGUAGAGUUGAAGUCACAAGUGAAAGAAUUAUCAGACCAAGUCAAAGGAAUGAGUACAUUCAUCCAACAAAUAAUUGGUACUUCUUCUGGUGAACAAGCAAGAGCAUGGGCUGCUAGUUUUGCAGUUGCUUUUGCUAACAUACCAGAUCCGACGUUUGCCAACAUACCAAAUCCACCUAACCCAAAUCAGAUUGAUGAAUGGGUAGAUUACGCUACUGUAUUCUCCUCCUCUGGUUCUGAGUUUGAGAAUGCUUUCUCUUGCGUAGACAACUACCUUCAGAGUGCUGCCUUUCUUCUUGGCCUGUUGGCCAUUCUCUUUCCAUUGCUGACGUGGCUAUCUGGAUCUGGCCUUAGAUGGGAAAGUGUGAGGAAAUCCCAAAAGUAUGAGAAUUUGGUUAGAUGGUUCAACCUCGAUAUUGCUUGA
Messenger RNA from Eruca vesicaria subsp. sativa (arugula), 1155 nucleotides. NCBI's taxonomy places the organism in Eukaryota, Viridiplantae, Streptophyta, Magnoliopsida, Brassicales, Brassicaceae. The record is from the annotation of a GenBank genome assembly.